AUGAUGUUAAUUCUAGCUCUCGUAUCGUUGCGCACUCUACAUACAUCGGGAGAUCAUAUUGUUGUGGAUUGUUCACCAGACUAUUUUACCGCAGAAAUAGUCGUUGAUGAUCCCAAAAAACCCUGUUCAUCAUUCAGUUCGCCGAUUUACACAUUCGUAGAUAGGGUCAAGUAUGAUGGCAAAGUCAUUGGGGAAACCUCUGUUGGUAGAUUUUCCUACGUUAACAUCCACAGAUUCUACACUGAACUGCGCUUCGCAGAACUUAGAAUAGAAGAUGAGUUGGUGGUCAAGCAUAUAUACUUGGAAUUCUUUGAUGGAGAACGAAAAGAACUAUCGGAAAGGGAAUUCUGGUUGAAAACACAGAAGUUUUUUGUGCGGUUUACUUUCGAUCUAUCAGACCCCGUAGUUCCAGACAUGUUUACAAAGAAGAAAUACCAACCAUUUGGAACCCCCUCUCUCAUAUUCACUCCACGUAGAAAGUAUAGGAUUCUGAGGGUUGUGGACGGAGAAAAUGAAAUCUGGGAAAGCUCCGACACUGAAUAUUGUACAUGCAUUAUAGUUCACAUCUAUGGAGGAAUCAACUCAUUCAUUCAACUAUUAAUCAAUAUCAAAGAACAGUACAAGGCACUUUACUUUGAGAGCAAGGAGUACUCAUGGAGAGAGAUACCAAAGGAUGAUUUUUACAACAAGCUAGAAAUCGCUAGCGGACCUGCCGCAAGAUUCUAA
This is a messenger RNA of Theileria equi strain WA, 726 nucleotides long. Its product is annotated as signal peptide-containing protein. The transcript has a single exon. Lineage: Eukaryota; Apicomplexa; Aconoidasida; Piroplasmida; Theileriidae. The coding region runs from base 1 to 726 and encodes 241 amino acids. The record is from RefSeq and is a predicted model, not a curated record.